Messenger RNA from Bipolaris victoriae FI3, 264 nucleotides. RefSeq lists its product as hypothetical. NCBI's taxonomy places the organism in Eukaryota, Fungi, Ascomycota, Dothideomycetes, Pleosporales, Pleosporaceae. The annotation marks the transcript as partial. The transcript has a single exon. The record is from RefSeq and is a predicted model, not a curated record.
CGACACGCCCUCUAUGGCUCCAUCGAUGUCGCCGCCUCUUCUCGCGACUCGGCCAUCGAGGUCAGUCCGGCCAGCACUAUGCAACAUCCCUUUGCUCCUGGCCGACGCUACUACAUCUAUCCACCCUUCAUCAAGGGCCAUGGCCGUUUGAUACCCGCUCGUCGGACAGUGCCCUAUCUGGUUGGCCUGCUUCUUGUCAUCGCAGUGUUUGCAUGGGGCGUGUGUUCUGCUCUGUCGGUGAACCCGCUGCUGGGCCACCCACAC